CGGGGGGUGGAUGAACAUGGAGAACUUUAUUUCGGGUUAUCCUGGAUGUGAGUUUCAGAUCCGUGAGGCUCUGGCGGAAGUAGUGGGGACAUCCAAGUCGGAAUUUUUCUUUGACAAGUUCUUGCAGUACUUUUUCGAAGAUAAGGAUGCUGCAUUCUUCAAGAGUUCGGGCCUCAAUUGCAUCAGGCUACCUUUUAACUACAGACACUUUGAAGAUGACAUGAACCCACGUGUGCUCAAGAGCGAAGGCUUCAAACACCUUGAUCGUGUGAUAGACCUUUGCGCACAACACGGCAUUUACACCAUCCUCGACUUACACACUGCGCCUGGUGGCCAAAAUACCGACUGGCACUCAGAUGCCGGCACUCACAUGGCGAAUUUUUGGCUCCAUAAAGACUUUCAAGAUCGCACAUUGUGGCUCUGGAAAGAGCUUUCCAAACACUAUAUAAAUAACAAGUGGAUCGCUGGCUACAAUCCCCUGAAUGAGCCGACAGAUCCCUCGCACACGCGCGUGGUUGAAUUUUAUGACCGCUUGUACAGCGCCAUUCGUGAAAUUGACUCUGAGCACAUCAUCUUUUUUGACGGCAAUACGUUUGCCUCUGAUUUUUCUCACUUUGGGGAUAUCCACAAGAAGUGGGCAAACACGGCAUACUCGAUCCAUGAUUAUUCUGUCUUUGGAUUCCCUGCGUCACCUGAGGAUUAUGUAGGCUCGGAUGACCAGAAAAGGAGAUUGAGGAGAAGUUACGAGAAGAAGAGGGAGUGGAUGGACCAGCGCGGUUUAUGCGUUUGGAACGGCGAAUGGGGCCCAGUGUAUGCAAGGACGCAAUAUGAAGGUUCGGCGACGGAUUCGAUUAACGAGCGGCGAUACGAGGUACUUAAAGAUCAGUUGAGCAUAUACAACAAGGACCGCCUGAGUUGGACUAUCUGGUUAUACAAAGAUAUCGGUUUCCAAGGGAUGAUUUAUGUCGCACAGGAGACGCCGUACAUGACUUUGUUGAAGGACUUCCUCGCCAAGAAACAGCGCCUUGCUGUCGAUGCUUGGGGCUCUGACGAUUCCCACGUUCGCCACGUAUAUCAACCCCUCAUCGAUCACAUCACUAAAGAAAUCCCACUGGAGAACCAGAAAGUUUACCCAUACCCAGUUUGGAAGCUCUCCGACCGAGUUGGACGCUUGUCUCGCAAUAUUUUGGUUGCGGAGUACCUCGUCAAAGAGUGGGCUGAACACUUUAGGGGAAAGACGGAAGAAGAACUAGACCAUAUUGCAAAGAGUUUCAAGUUUGAAAACUGCGUGCAUCGCAGUGGCUUGAACAAGAUUCUUGCGGAGAAUGCAAAGCUGGAAAAAUGAGAACCCGGGAGUGAUGGUGGCUAAGUUGUAUUGUUCGUUACCUGUAAAUAUUAUUAUCCACGGAGUUCACAGUUGAUAAGGUAUAAAAAUUAUGUUUAGGACGAGUUUCCAUCGUUAUUAUUUGUUGCAGCCUGCGGGUCUGAAGAUUGUAGUUUGUCAUCGCGGAGAUCAAAAAAUCAUAAUCGCUCGAAUUUCUACCAGU
This is a messenger RNA of Serpula lacrymans var. lacrymans S7.9, 1547 nucleotides long. Its product is annotated as glycoside hydrolase family 5 protein. NCBI's taxonomy places the organism in Eukaryota, Fungi, Basidiomycota, Agaricomycetes, Boletales, Serpulaceae. The record is from RefSeq and is a predicted model, not a curated record. Gene Ontology annotation, biological process: glucan catabolic process. Gene Ontology annotation, molecular function: beta-glucosidase activity. Gene Ontology annotation, cellular component: extracellular region; cell surface. The coding region runs from base 11 to 1345 and encodes 444 amino acids. The transcript has 5 exons.